This is a messenger RNA of Drosophila bipectinata, 675 nucleotides long. RefSeq names its product femcoat (gene Femcoat). NCBI's taxonomy places the organism in Eukaryota, Metazoa, Arthropoda, Insecta, Diptera, Drosophilidae. The record is from RefSeq and is a predicted model, not a curated record.
CCGUCAGCCAAGAUGAAAUUCGGACACCGAACCCUACUGCUUCUGGCAAUGGCCUGCUUCGCUCAUGGAUGGUUCUUGAAGCCGCUGAAGCUGGAGAAGCUCGAGAAGUUGCUGGAGGAGAAGGAGGACAAGGAGGAGGACAAGCUGGAAUGGUUCGAGGGGAAGAAGCACAAGGAGCUGCUCAAGAAACUGGACUUUCUGAAUUUGUUCGCCGAGAAGGAGGAGGCCAAGCUGGAGAAGAAGGAGGGAGAGUGGGAGAAGUUCAAGCAGUGGUGGGACGAGAAGAAACAAAAGGAACUGGCUUUCUUCGAGGGCAAAAAGGAGAAGGAGUUGGCCUUCUUCGAGGACAAAAAGGACAAGGAGUUGGAUAUACUGGACAAGAAACUGAAGAAGAAGACCAAGUCCAAGAAGAAGACUACAGUAAAGCCCUGUUAUCAGACCUACGGCGAGGAAGCCACAUAUGAGAAGGAGGCGUCCCAGGAGGAGUCCCAAGAGGAGUCCGAGGAGCAGGAGGAGACUGCCACUGAGAAGUCGUACCAGAACAGUCGGUAUCCAAAGCCCACAUACUACGACCUCCGCGAGGAGGAGUCAGAUGACGGAGUUCGCUACUUCACCUGAAAGCUUUAAUGAACGGACUGCUGCUUAUUUAUUUAUUACCUUUUUCUUUCUUUUUUU